Molecule: messenger RNA, 1287 nt
Organism: Exophiala aquamarina CBS 119918
Lineage: Eukaryota; Fungi; Ascomycota; Eurotiomycetes; Chaetothyriales; Herpotrichiellaceae
Exons: 3
Coding region: 1-1287 (428 amino acids)
Biological process (GO): biosynthetic process
Cellular component (GO): cytoplasm; mitochondrion
Molecular function (GO): pyridoxal phosphate binding; L-kynurenine:2-oxoglutarate transaminase activity
Source: RefSeq, a predicted model, not a curated record
AUGUCGACGACCGCAAAAUUGGAAGAGAAAUUCAAGCCUGCGCGCCGUGUCGCGGGCCAGAAACAGGAUGUCUGGUCGAUCGUCAAUGAGGCCGCGGCGGCGAGCCCCGUUCAGCCGAUCGUCAACAUGGGGCAGGGGUUUUUUGGCUACAAUCCUCCCAAAUUCAUCCUAGACGCGGCGAAAAGUGCACUCGAUAGAGUCGAGUGCAAUCAAUAUUCGCCCACGAAGGGACGCCCCAGACUGAAGAAGGCUAUUGCCGAUGCCUACACGCCUUUCUUCGGGAGGAAACUCGAUCCUGAAACGGAGGUCACCAUCACGACUGGCGCAAAUGAAGGCAUGUUAAGUGCGUUCAUGGGUUUCGUGGAACCCGGCGACGAGGUCAUCAUCUUCGAGCCCUUCUUCGACCAAUAUAUCAGCAACAUCGAGAUGCCCGGUGGCACGAUCAGAUAUGUGCCUAUGCAUCCCCCCAAAGAUGGCGCAGAGAGAACAUCGUCCGCCGCCAACUGGACCAUAGAUUUCGACGAGCUCGAAAAGGCAUUCAACCCCAAGACCAAGAUGAUCGUCCUUAACUCCCCGCACAACCCCGUAGGAAAGGUCUUCAGUAAAGAAGAGCUCCAACAGAUAGGAGAUCUAUGCCUCAAACAUGAAGUCAUCAUCCUCUCUGACGAAGUCUACGAUCGCCUGUACUACGUCCCAUUCACCCGCAUGGCCACAUUAUCACCUGAACUCGCCGACAUCACCAUCACGGUCGGGUCUGCGGGCAAGAACUUCUACGCCACGGGCUGGCGUGUUGGCUAUCUGAUCGGCCCACCCAACCUGAUCAAAUACGUGGCAGCCGCACACACGAGAAUCUGCUACUCGAGCGUGUCCCCUCUCCAGGAAGCCGCCGCAAUAGGCUUCGAAGAGGCUGACAAAGUCGGUUUCUGGGACCAAGCCGUCAAGGAAAUGAAGGGCAAGAUGGACCGCUUCUGCCAGGUCUUCGACGAGCUCGACAUCCCGUAUUCGAUCCCCGAGGGUGGCUAUUUCGUGCUCGCCAACCUGAAGAAGGUAAAGUUGCCCACGGACUAUAAGUUCCCAGAGCACGUCAAGGACCGACCAAGGGAUUUCCAGAUGGCAUGGUUUUUGAUCAUGGAGCUGGGGGUUGCGGCGAUCCCGCCGACGGAGUUUUACACCGAUGGAAGGGCGUAUCUCGCGGAGGAUUGGAUGCGCUUUGCCGUCUGUAAGAAUGAUGAUGUGCUCGAGGACGCGAAGGAAAGGUUAAGGGGUUUGAAGAUGUACUUCUCCUAA